Asparagus officinalis (garden asparagus) is the source of this 729-nucleotide messenger RNA. RefSeq lists its product as uncharacterized. The record is from RefSeq and is a predicted model, not a curated record. NCBI's taxonomy places the organism in Eukaryota, Viridiplantae, Streptophyta, Magnoliopsida, Asparagales, Asparagaceae. The transcript has 2 exons. The coding region runs from base 1 to 729 and encodes 242 amino acids.
AUGAAGAUGUUGCACGCCUGCUCGAGGAGGGUUCACAACGAGGUUUUCCUGGUAUGCUUGGGAGCAUUGACUGCAUGCACUGGGUAUGGAAGAACUGUCCAACCGCCUGGCAAGGCCGUAGCUAGCAAAGAUCUUUGGAUAUGGCAUGCCUUCUUUGGACUGUCGGGGUCUCACAAUGACCUCAACGUGCUACAUCGUUCUCCGGUUUUCGCACAACUUGCGGAGGGAAGAGCAUCACCGUGCAACUAUACUAUUAAUGGCCACGAGUACACUAUGGGAUACUAUCUCGCCGACGGGAUUUACCCAGAGUGGUCCACAUUAGUGAAGACUAUUCCAGCACCGCGAGGAAACAAGCAUAAAUACUUUGCUCAACAACAAGAGAGCGCAAGAAAAGAUGUUGAGCGAGCUUUUGGCGUGUUGCAAGCUCGAUUUGCGAUUGUUCGUGGACCAGGACGUUUCUGGCAACCUAGUGUGCUGAAAGACAUCAUGACAGCUUGCAUCAUAAUGCAUAACAUGAUCGUUGAAGAUGAACGAGAUUGUCAAUUGGACAACAACUUCGACUUUAAUGAUUCGAUACCAGUCGUUGAACCUUCUCAUGUGCAGACGGUGCCUCUAACUGAGUUCAUCCAAAAUCAUCAUCGAAUCAGGAACACGCAAACACACAAAUCACUAAAGAAUGAUUUGAUCGAGCAUCUGUGGCAGCUCAAGGGAUCCAUCGACGAGGAUUAA